Mixia osmundae IAM 14324 is the source of this 747-nucleotide messenger RNA. RefSeq lists its product as uncharacterized. The transcript is spliced from 7 exons. Gene Ontology annotation, biological process: endoplasmic reticulum to Golgi vesicle-mediated transport; retrograde transport, endosome to Golgi. The coding region runs from base 1 to 681 and encodes 226 amino acids. Gene Ontology annotation, cellular component: endoplasmic reticulum; Golgi cis cisterna; COPII-coated ER to Golgi transport vesicle. NCBI's taxonomy places the organism in Eukaryota, Fungi, Basidiomycota, Mixiomycetes, Mixiales, Mixiaceae. The record is from RefSeq and is a predicted model, not a curated record.
AUGGACGAGCGUUCAAGGCUCAAACGUGCCUUUGAAUGCUGGUGCGGUACACGCCCCGAUGCAGUCUGUCAGUCAAGCUGCGUGCGCCUUGCUGCCUCGCUCGACACUCUAGCACGUCGGCAGACUGUUCGACGAGAGCUGCCACGCCUUGGAUACGCUCGUGCAAUCUUGAGGCCACCCUCCCUGGUCACUCAUAGCUCGUCUGCCGCUCAGCACCUCGUGCAACAGCCGAACGAAUCAGCGGCGCAAAGCCACACAGCCAUCAUGUGGCUCACAGACCUACAAAAAAUCGGCGUGGGCAUCACGUCAUUUGGCAUGCUCUUCCUCUUCCUGGGCGUCAUCACCUUCUUCGACGCAGCCUUAUUAGCGCUGGGAGAUAUACUCUUUCUGAGUGGCAUCACGCUCGUCAUUGGCCCCAGGAAGACCUUUGCGUUUUUCGCGCGGCGGCAAAAGAUCAGAGGCACAAUCUGUUUCCUUGGCGGCAUCGUACUUGUCUUUUGCAAGUAUCCGUUUUGGGGCAUGCUCAUCGAAGCAUUCGGCUUCCUCAAUCUGUUUGGGGACUUUUUCCCGGUCGUUCUGACUUUCCUGAGGCAACUGCCCGUCAUUGGGCACUUCUUAUCGCUGCCCUAUGUACGGCAAGUCACAGAUCGCCUGACCGGCGCGCGGCAGUCCGCUGUAUGAUGCAGACUGUCUGUACAUUUGCCCGUAGUCCGCGAAUGGCCGAGAUCGCCGUCCGUGAGCGCUCGC